This is a messenger RNA of Cheilinus undulatus (humphead wrasse), 5856 nucleotides long. RefSeq lists its product as uncharacterized. The transcript is spliced from 11 exons. NCBI's taxonomy places the organism in Eukaryota, Metazoa, Chordata, Actinopteri, Labriformes, Labridae. The coding region runs from base 700 to 3483 and encodes 927 amino acids. The record is from RefSeq and is a predicted model, not a curated record.
AACCGUGACUGGAAUAACUGUCGUGGAGAUGGGAGAUGAUUUCAGGGAAGAAUUUAACUCUUCCUGCCUUUUAAAUACGUCUUUUUUUUUGUAACAACGUGGUUUUCCGAGAGAGUAACUCUCGUGCAAACUAAUGUAGCCUCCCUUUGACUUAUUUAAAGAAGCUAACGUUAAGGCUGUGAGGAUUUAACGCUGAUUGAGUUUUAAGUAGAAUUCGUAAAUAGCAUCAUAUGUUCAAUUUGACUCCGAAAAACGACUCAGUUCACCUUUAUUUGUCUUAAUUUACUCAGAUAGUUAUUUAGUCGUGUUCAUUCAUUGCUAAAGCAUUUCACCGUUCCAUGCAAACUUUCCAUCUGCUUGCCAGUGUUUCGCAACAUUACAUGAGUCAUGCAGAAGACGUGCAUCCCCAAUGUCACCAGGAACAAUAAAUAGACUCAUAGAAGACUCAUUCAUGAUAUUAUGAGGUUAGCCCUCCGGGGAGUCUGGUGAAGCAAACAUAAUAUUUCAUCACAGAACUGCUAGCAUGCUUCUUGCACAGUUGUCUGUUUUUUUAAUGUGGCUCAGAUGUAGUUUCAGAUCCGUGGGAUAAAAUCAGUAUUGCUUCCGUUUGCAUUUAGUGCUUUUAUUAUAUUGUUAAUCUUGUGGUCUUCAUUAUUUUUCUCCAGCUUCUUCUCUGUCCAGGCAUUUUAAAGACAAACCAUGGAGGUUAGUUUGGCCGGUGUUGUGUCUCUCUGCAUGCUGGUGGUUAUCAGUGCUGAACCCUGCCUCAUCAUCAGUGAGAUCAACGCUGACAACCCAAGAUUGGACACCACUGAGUUUGUCGAGUUGUAUCACACUAGUGGACAGCGGGCAUCACUGGAUGGAUACACUCUUGUGUUUUACAAUGGGAAUGGAAAUGUAGCCUAUAAGGUCCUUGACCUGAAAGGUCAGAGCACGGAUGACAGAGGAUUCUUCCUGGUGGGCUCAGUGGACAUGCUUCCUAAACCGGCCAUCCUCCUCCCUCCCAACACGGUCCAGAAUGGCCCAGAUGCCAUCGUCCUCUACCACACAUCUGCUGCUCGAUACAGUGAGAAAAUGAACGUCACGUCUCACGGGCUGGUGGACGCUGUUGUGUAUAUGACUCGCCGCACUGGGGGUGCAGAGUUCCUUGCUGAAAUCCUCACCCCAGGGGAACCAGCCUUCGUCGAGGAUGAGACCACACUUGAGGGUGAUGAGUCAAUUGAGAGGUGUCUGUUGUCGGAAGAUCACUGGGGCUUUCAGGUGUCUUCCCCCUCCCCGGGUCAGAGGAACAACUGCACGGCACCUCUUACACCAGGAACCAUUCCUAUUAUCACUGAGCUGAAGCUGGGAGGAGGACAGGUGGAUGGUUUUGUGGAGCUGACAGAGGCCUCAGCUGCAGGUCCUCUGGCACUGGUUGUGUUAGAUGGGAGGACGGACCGGGUCAGUGUGAGUGCCAAUGUGAAUGCAGAUAACGCAAGGAAUGGAUUGAUCUCCAUCACCAUCGAGAAGAGCUUCAUGAAAGGAGAUGAGUCUGGAGCAGUGGCUAUUUACAGUGGCAGAGCAUCAGACUUCCCUGUUGGCAGCUAUCUGAGCCAGAUUCAGCCUCUAGAUGCUUUUGUGUUCGCUGGGCCUGGAAACAAGCCGAGCGCCAACCUCACAGAGACUCUCAUCCCAGGCAGACACCCCUAUCAACUCAGCAACAGUUUGAGAGAGGGGGGCUUCUAUCUGAGCCGCUGUGGUGUGGCCACCUGGACCAGAGACCCUGGUGUCUUCUGGGAGGCCCCACAAACUCCUGGACAGCCCAACCAGUGCCCCUGGCCAAAGAUCUGCCCUCAUAGUAUUGUGAUUCCAGGAGGGACAGAUUCCCCCCCUCACCUCCCACCUUGGGGAAACACUGACUUCCUGAUCAAUGAGCUGAACACAGAUACACCUGGUGCAGCUGAGGACGGGGAGUACAUCGAGCUCUGGCACCCAUCAGGACGCCGUGUGUCCUUGCAGGGUAUCUGGAUCCUACUAUUUAGUGCCCACAACAACAGGCCUUACAGAGAAAUCAGCCUGAGUGGACACUUCACCACCUCUAAGGGAUACUUCCUGCUGGGCAGUGACCGUUUGGUGCCUGCUCCAUCACUACGUUUGCCCCCUAACACCAUCCAGAAUGGACCAGACGCUGUGGCACUCUAUCGCAGCCCUUUUGGCCCACCUUCAGACAUGCAGAGAGGGAUCCCUACCAGAGGCUUGCUGGAUGCAGUUGUGUAUCGGCAGAGGGGAUCAGACAGGGAGGCACAGGAGCUGAGUAAGGCUCUGACGCCAGGACAGCUCCCUCUGCUGGAGGACCCAGAGGUACUGCCGGGCGACGAGGCUCUGAGCCGCUGUCGAGGCCUCUACCCCUACGACCUGUCUGCUUUCUCAGUGGCUCCACCCACCCCACUGAGGGAGAACAGCUGCCCCCGUCCGCCUCCAGCCCCUGAGGGUGUGGUCAUCAGUGAGGUUGCUAGUGGACAUUGGACCAAUCACAGUCAGCAGAGGGCCUUCGUUGAACUACAAGGCCCUCCUAUGACAGACCUGCAUGGCCUGGUGCUCACUGUGUUCGACCAGGAGCGCAGUGGGACGAUCAUCGCCCUUCCUCUGACCGGAAUGAUCGACCAGGAUGGAUUUUACAUUGUUGGGAAUGUCACAGGAGCAGAUCAGACUUUCCCAGAGGGCUCCACGGUGCCAGCACGUGGAGCGGUGGUCCUUUGCUAUGACUUGUUCAGUGUCUGCAGAGCAGGAACUGCACUGACAAACUCCAGCCUCAGAGAUGUUCUCGUUUUCAGUGAGAAGCAGCAGCUGCUCUCCUCUCUCUCCACCAGCAGAGGGAGACAAGUGAUCCCAGCUCUGAGGUCAGUAGAAGAUGGUCCUGUCUCACUCAGUCGUUGUUCAUGCUGUGAGGUGAGAAGCCCCUCCUCCUGGACAAGUUCCUCCCCUACACCCCACAGCACCAACAUCUGCCCGAGCUCGGCCUUCUCAAGUCACAUUGAUGUCUGUCUUGGGCCUCUUUCCAGUGACUGGCACGGGCAGUCAGGAGACUGCAGUGCUCUGAUCCAGGGGAAGAAAGUGGCUGAGGUGGCUGACUACCUGGAACAGAGGUGUCACUGUGGGAUAUCUGCCUUGUAUCUCCAAGGUGCAAAUUUUUCCUGUGUGUCUGGCUGGCUUCGGGUAUGGGGGAACAUCCAGGCGCUGUCGGACCAUCAGAGGACCCUAAUUAUCCAGACAUCACACAUGAGUCCUUCAUCUGCUCAGGGUGACGUGUGCUCUGCUCCAUCAACGCACAGAUAUACAAGCACAGCGUCGGCCCUGGGGUUACAGAUAGGCCUGAUUGUAGCCGUCCUCCUUCUACUAGGACUGGGAGCUGCUCUGUUCACAUAUUUCUACAGGAGGAGGCGUCCUCUGGACUAUUACACCAUGGAGCUGAGUGAGCACGCAGAGGGGCUGUCAGAUCUAUAAUCCAGGAUUUGAGUCACUGCAUCUGCACCUGGUAGUCCUCUUGUGUGUGGGAGGACUUCAGCAGAGAGACAGGGGUAGUUAAAAUUUCUAAGCUCCUGCUUGUUAUGGGGUUGUUUUAAAACGACCACCACCACAAGUGUCCAAGUGUCCUCCUUCUCUGUGCCUUUAGGGAAGACUGAUGAAAUGACUCUUAAAUGUCUGUUAACUGUGUGCAUCAAGUGUGACACUUAAGUCAUCCAAUCAGACAACCCAAGAGAUGAAUUUAAAAAAAAUAUAGAUCAUGUAAUAUUUUUCUAAAGACUGGUGUCUGUGAAGUGCUGGUUACUACUUUUAAAGAAGAGGGAAGAGAAAAGGAGAAUUUUGUCGAAAAUACUUGAGUACUACAUGGUCAUUUUUGUUGACUUUUUGUUGUUACUGUGGAUAAGAGUACAUUUUUAAAUUGAAACAAUCCUUCUUUAGAUUAGAUAGAUAGAUAGGUUUUAUUUGUUUUAACAUGCCAUUACCAGCUGGAACCACACAGAAAAAAUGGAAAUCUGACCAAAUGCAUUUGUCAAAUUUCCAGUCAAAAAUAUCUAAUUACAUUUUUAAAGCCACUUUCACAUGAAAAGUCCAAGCAAACAUCUUAUUUUAGAAAAAAAAUACUCUUGUACUGCAGCAAGUUAACUGCAAAUGCAAUCAUCACCACAUCACACACUAUCAGACACAAUCGAAGAUUCCUCUUUAUACAUUAUAUUUAGAGGGUAGAUUCUCUGGCUCACUCUGAAACUGGCUUGCAGCCUGGAGCAUGAUCAAGCCAGGGAGAAUCAAAGAUCUCUUAUCAUACGUUCACACUUAGCAGCUUAACUUGAUUUUAGCGUAGAGCUUUUAGUCAUUUUUUCUUCCAGAGUAUCACAACAACUUCUAACGGUGUGAAUCCACUGCACGCAUUGUCUCCAGUGAUACAUGGCCCUGCUUCAUCUUUAAGUAUUUUAAUUAGAACUGCACUUCAAGCUGUUUGUUUACUAAGCUUUAUUUCACCAUUUUCUUUGAAUGUUCAUUUGGACAUUAAAGGGGAGAAAAGCUGUUUAAAAGUGGUGCUAUGAGCCCAGUCCUCUCCCUGCUGCGUGAUGAUACGGUGCCGUUUGGGACGAGUGACAGAGAGUUGUUAAAGGAAAUUAAAACAAAACAAAAAAAAAAGAGUCAGGGUCUUUCACACUGAGUUUGUUAUUUUCCAAUGCCUUUUUUCAGAUCCAAUUCCGGUAAAAAAAAAAAAAAAGCCACGCACUCGAACCUUGCACACUGAGUUUGUUGUGUUUUAUUUGUAUUCAGUGCCAAAAUUCAUAGAUUGUGGCAGAUUGUUACACACUUUGAUGAGAAUUAGCACUGCUAUAAAAUCGCACUGGGUCCAUCCAACCGGACACAUCUUCAUACAGCACCAGCUGUGCCAAGUGUGAGAGAUGGAGAGCAACUUUAUAAUUUAGCCUGUACAGUGACUGUGAGAACAAACUUAUGCAUAUAUCUGUUGUGUUUCCAUAGAUGUUCACAUAAUAUAAAGGCAAAACACAGCCAUCUUAUUAAAAGAUGUCUGGCUUCUGGGUGCCAGCGUAGCUCAUUGAGCGUGAGCAGUAUUUAGUCCUCAACACACUGGUUGCAACAUUGAUUCCCAGUCUUGGCACAUGUUUGGUGCAUGUCUCCCCCAUUAUUUCCUGUCUCUCUUCAGCUGUCCUAUCAAAAUAAAAGGCAAAAUGCCUCCAAAAUAAUCUUAAAAUAAAAUAAAAUAAAAUAAUCUCAUGCCCACAGAUACAGUCAGUGGGACAGGCUGUGAUGACCUGGAUUGUUUUUUAGCUCAAUCUGAGCUCUAAUUACACAUUGCAAGGACAUGUUCAAAGAGUACUGAGAUAUGUGGCAACAAAGAUGAGGUCUCACUUUUUAGCAGCUUUUCUCCUCCAUUAGCUCAUAGUUGCAAUCAAGAUUUUACAGCACUAUCUAAAUUGGUAAGAAAAUCUUACAUUAAGACACUCCAGUGGAAUAUGCUCACCCAAUUAGCAGAUUCUUUUUACCUGUUAUUAGCAAUUCAGAUUUUGUUUUUUCAUUUUUUAUAUCCUGAAAGACGAUUUUUGUUUAGACUUGUAUGGUGAACAAGGCUUAAAAGAUUGAGAUAUUUUUGACUAGAAAUCCUAAAAUUACAUGUGCUUAGAUUUGAGUUAUGCUGUGUAGUGUUUUAACAGAUUUUUCUAAGAACAUGAUCGACUUUCUGAUUUGUUUACCAGCUCCACGCCGUAAAAUCUCGUCACUCGUAAGGCCUGAAUUUCUUAAAAUGUGAAAAUCUUCUGAUGAGUGUCUGUAACUGUCUGUAACCACUUUUGUGUGUGCACUAAAAAAAAACUGUUUACA